AUCCCUCAUCGGUGCGCUGUACGCCGCUAGUCGGAAAACUCAAUUUACAAAUGCCCCUCGGCACAGCGAGCUCAUGCCACGGCAAUAGUCACUUGUAACACUUUAAAUAAACUAGUGUCACUUUUGACGGAUAUCUAUGACUCCGGAACACAUGGAAUUGAACGGAGAUGCUGACACAAACAGAGAAGAGGUUCCUCUGGCCAGGCGUAGGGGGCACAGGAGAGAGCCACUGAACAUGAACCACUAUGCCAAUAAGAAGAGUGCUGCAGAGAGCAUGCUGGAUGUGGCUCUGCUCAUGGCCAAUGCCUCCCAACUGAAGGCCGUGCUGGAGCAGGGCUCUGAAUUCAACCUCUACAUCCCCCUCAUCAUUCUCAUUAGCAUCUCCCUCAUCCUGCAGGUCAUCGUGGGGGUCCUUCUCAUAUUCAUAGUUAAGUGGAAUCUGAACGACCUGAGCAAGCAGUUCCAACUCAAUGUGUUGGAGAAUAUCACCACUGGAAUGAUCUUCGUCAUCGUGGUUGUAAAUGUCUUCAUCACAGCCUUUGGUGUACAGCAGACCCACUAAAAUACCUCGCAACAGGACAGAAAUGAAAAACAUGCUGUCUAGCAGUCACACAGACAUGAAGAAAAACCCAAGGCUGUAUUUUAUCUCACAAAUAUUGAUGAUGGAGACCCAGAAAACCCUGCAGAGCAUAACCACUAUUAUCAUCAUAUUCCUACCUGAAAGCCAAUGCAGAUAUUGGAAAUGCACGUCUUUUGGUAAUGAGUCAUUAUUUGCGUGUCAAGUUUCACACUGUGCUUGGGGGAGAAAUACAACUUAAACUGAAAACUUGGAGCAAUAGAUUAUUCCAGUAUAAACUUAGUUGAACUUGAA
Molecule: messenger RNA, 871 nt
Organism: Anguilla anguilla (European eel)
Lineage: Eukaryota; Metazoa; Chordata; Actinopteri; Anguilliformes; Anguillidae
Product: ninjurin-1-like
Exons: 4
Coding region: 137-562 (141 amino acids)
Biological process (GO): tissue regeneration; cell adhesion
Cellular component (GO): membrane
Source: RefSeq, a predicted model, not a curated record